Molecule: messenger RNA, 1281 nt
Organism: Adineta steineri
Lineage: Eukaryota; Metazoa; Rotifera; Eurotatoria; Adinetida; Adinetidae
Source: the annotation of a GenBank genome assembly
AUGAAUCCCAAGAUACUUAUUUUACAGGUUUUUGAACAAAUAUAUAGUUACAAUAUUUUUGUUCAUGAUGAAGCUGAAGAUGAUAAUAAUGAUGGUCAAGUAAGAGAUCAAGCAAAUGUGAUUAAACAUCAACGAUAUGCUACUCGGCUAUAUCUUGGUUUCUUCAUCGGAGUUAGUGGAUUCUGGAAAGCAUGUUAUCAACUUGAUGCUCUUUUCAAAAGUACACUCGACUGUUUAUAUGAUGCUGAUUGUCUCGUACUAUUUUCCGACUAUUUUCCAUCUCUGAAUAAUAUGAAUUUAACAAGUUCUAUUCUAUCUUCAAGUCCAAAAAAUGUUUCUGUCGAGAAUCGCUUAUCUUACCUCUUUGUAGAUGAAUGGUCAACAAAGAUCAACUAUUCAAAAUAUGUAGAAGAUUGUGCUCCCUUAUUUUGCACAUACGCCAUAACAGAUCAAAUCAAUUUUUCAUAUACAAUUACACUCUUACUUAGCUUAUAUGGUGGUCUUGUGAUUAUGCUUCGUUUUAUCGCAGCUUCAGUAGUCAAUAUCGCAGCAAAAACAAAAUUUCGUUUACCAAACAUCAAUGCUGACUUCGCAUAUUUUGUGGAACGUGCUCGUAAAUUCGGUGUAUGGUUAAAACAGUUGAAUUUAUUCAGUGAAGUUGAUUUCAAUGGUCAAUUAAAUGCAAUGUUCACUCAAUUCUAUCAAUCGGCAGUCGUCGAUUUUUACCAUCUUAUCGAUCUUGUACUUCUUAUCACUCAAGUUGAUCAACCUUAUGCGGGAAUUAGAUACGUAUCUGCAUUCAACACUAGGAAUGCAAUUAUUAUAAUUCGAACCAUGAUAAAUGAAACAAACGGCCAUGUAUCGCUGCGGGGUGACUUUCUUUUACCUGGUUUACAAAAUAUCACUUCAUAUUUUCUUUAUGGGGAUUCAUCGGUUAAUCCAGAUAUCUACUGUACUUGUGCUACUGAUCUUAAUUGUCGACAACCAGCACAAUUAUAUGAAUGCCAUAUGACAUACGACGAUGUCUAUUUCGUUCCUGUCUAUGCAGUACCAGAAAAUCCUUACGCACAUUAUGUAGGCAUGCACCAAUUCCAAUUCCAACCAAUUCCAAUACCAAUUCUAGAAUUGGAAUUGGUUGGAAUUGGUAGAAUUGGAAUUGGAAUUGGUUGGAAUUGGUUAGGAUUGGAAUUGGAAUUGGUCGGAAUUGGUUGGAAUUGGAACUGGAAUUGGUCGGAAUUGGUCAAGAAUUGGUUGGAAUUGGAAUUGGUUAGAAUUGGUUGA